AUGCCGGCCGACCGCCUUCUCAACCAGGUCCUUGGCCUAUAUCAGACCGUCCACGACGACGCCCAAACAGACCGCAUCUUUGGCACCACUCUGUCCCUUCUCACCGAGCUGUCAAAUCCUCUCAACUUGUCGCUGCUGACUUCCCAAUUUCUCACCGCGCCUGCGAUAUGGUACCAACAACAUGGGCCCGAUCCACUGCGAACCACUUGUCUGCGCGUCCUAGGCGUGUACAACACCGCGGCCAUCCACGUACAUCGCAACGAGCUCGAGAAUGAAGACAGGAGGCGCGCUGGACUGCCUAUCACUGGGGGCGGCCUGAAGAGCGAGGCGUGGGCUAGAGCGGUGGUCAAGGGAGCCGAUGAGAAAUCGAGCCGGUGGCAGCACUUACUCGUGCUGGCGGGAAUACUGAUGGGCUUUGAGGGAAACGAGAGGCACGGCUUGUCUAGGAGCAUGGUCGGUACACUGGAGCAAGCCGUUGCCACAGCUGCAAAUCUUGCGCUGCGAACACUGUCAAGAGAACCUCCGCUGGCUGCUGCGGCCGUCGUACUCGCACUCAAUUACGCCUUUCCCCUCAUGUCGGAUGGCGCAAGGGCAUCAGUGGACUGCGAUGCGCUGCUUCCUGUGGCAGUACAAGCCCUGGUUGGAGAUCACGGGUACCAAGGUGGCAUGUUCCUGGACUCCAUCGACCAUGAUGUCGGGCAGGCGGGCCAGAAGCUAGACUGGCCGGAGGCGUCUAUGUCCUUCGCAGCCAUCCGCCAGCUCUCCUCGAGGCCAUUGGUGGAGACCGCAGGACCGCUCUCGAAAUUGAUAGCCUUCGCUGUUGAGCAUGCGAGAGAUCAUCGCUUGACUCUGCAGGCCCAGGAUGAGCUCGUCAAUUUUACGGCCAGGCUGCUUGAGCAAUGGCGUCGCAUCAAGCUGUCUAGCAUCGACCAGGCUGACGAAGGUGCAUGUCUAAAGGAAAACAGCUUGGAAGUCACCUGGCCGGCUCUAUGGCGCCUACUUACUUCUGUUCUCUUUGCGGUCGUAGCCAUUCUGCGGGCCGUGACAGCUAGGAGUCUACUCGAUCCUCAUUUGAGAAACGAUGCAAUGGCACCUCUUAUCGCGGCGAAAACAUUACACAUAUACAGGAAUCUGUAUUUCGUUUCGUCACGGGGAAACGACAGUUUCCAAGUCUACGCGUUCUGUUAUAACACCUGCAUCGACAUUCUAGCAAGGUACCGGGAGCCGGCCACGGCAUUUCUGAGAGACACAAUACCGCCAAAUACGGGCACCAUACCCACGCAUGCCUUGGACAAGGUAUUGGACCUCUUUUACCUCAAUACGGCGGAACACCUGCCACUUAAUCUUACACCAGAGGCUUGUGAGGCCCUAAUUAUCCAGCCGGCGAGCAUCUAUCUGUCGCAUUCGAUGCCACUAUCCAGGAGAAUGGUCGAGCUCUUUGAAGCGGCGCACUCGGCAACUCUUUCUGUCCUGUCAUGCCCCCAGAACGGUCCCAUAGCUGUGAAAAUGGCACCUUUUUACGCAGAGACACUCCUAGUGGCCUUCCCAUCCCACAUCUCGCCGCGGCAAUUCAGGCUGGCUUUCAGUACCCUUAUGCAGAUAUUGUCUCCGCCAUUUCCGGUGUCUGCUACAAAUCCAGAACUUGCCGAGACGCUGCUGGAAAUGGUUCGCUUCAGAAUACCCACGGCUGGUCAAAGUUAUCUUGCCCCCGCUCCUGGCCAAGACCAGACGGGACAGGAACCGACAUCUGAACAAAGCGCCCUGGUACUCACCUUGAUAGAUGCCCUGCCCUUCCUACCCUUGCCAAUCGUGGAGGAUUGGAUGACAAUCGUCGGCACCACUCUGCAUGAGAUCCCUGACGCCUCAAUGAGGGAGUCCACGAAGCAGAGGCUCUGGGAGGUCCUGGGUUCCGGCGAGAUGGAUGUUGAGAGGGCGGCAAUCGGCGUCGCCUGGUGGGGUACAAAGGGAGGCCGUGAAUUAGUUCUCUUCGGUCCGACUCAGCAGAGAGGACAAGACAGCUUCUUGAUGAGCGGUGCAAUUGUUGAUGACAAGGGAGCUAGCAGACUAUGA
Molecule: messenger RNA, 2070 nt
Organism: Diaporthe amygdali
Lineage: Eukaryota; Fungi; Ascomycota; Sordariomycetes; Diaporthales; Diaporthaceae
Exons: 1
Coding region: 1-2070 (689 amino acids)
Source: RefSeq, a predicted model, not a curated record